AUGUUGAUUAAUAUCGAUAUUUCAAGAGGUUUGCCGCAAAACAUAGGAAAGCUUGCCCAGAUUGUGAAAAUCAGUGGAAUUCUUUAUAUUGGCACAAACUACGGAGUUACUGAUUUCUCUUUUUUGCCAAAUUUGGAGGAAAUUGAAGCGACUGAUAACGAAUACAACGCGGCUAUAAUGGUGGGUGGAAACAUGAACUUCAAAGCUGAAGGGUUAAAUGCGCUGAAGAGAAUUCGUGGCGAUGUGCUCAUUCACACCACGAAGGAAUCAGACGUACCGCAUGAGACCAGGAAGCGUCUCAAAGAAAUAACCCAGGGUCGAGUAUUGUUUACAAAUAACGAGUGUAAAGGUGGAGAAGUCAAUGAGCAGUAUCUCGCGAAGUUGAGUGAUUUCUGUUUCGUUAUUGUUGGCGAUCUCAUUCUUCGUGGAUUGGAAGAGGGAAACACGGCUAUAAAGGAUCUGUCAUUCUUAGGAAUGCUUGAAAAUAUCAGCAAUUCGAGGGCUGAACAACCUAGCUUGAAAGUGGCUGCCAACGAAAACUUUGUUCUAAAAGGAUUGGAGGGAAUUCGAAAAAUUCAUGGCGAUGUUUAUGUCUCUACUCGGAAAGAAACAGAUGUUUCAUCUUUUUGGAAGUUAUACUUAAAACGCGCAACUGAUGGAAAGACGACAUUCCUGGUCGAAGGAGGAACUACUACUCAACCUGAAGAAGAAAAACAAAACGAAAUCAUCAGCGAACUCACGAAGAGCUCUACUACUUCAGCGGCACAUGAUGCUGAACCUGAUACAAGCGUAAAAGAAUCCAAACACUCUUCGAACUUCCGACAACAGCAUAACAGUGUCUAUUCACAAAAACAGUUCAUAUCGUGGAUCUGUACGAUAGGUUUGUGA
Haemonchus placei is the source of this 888-nucleotide messenger RNA. The record is from the annotation of a GenBank genome assembly. NCBI's taxonomy places the organism in Eukaryota, Metazoa, Nematoda, Chromadorea, Rhabditida, Trichostrongylidae.